Pyrgilauda ruficollis (rufous-necked snowfinch) is the source of this 1042-nucleotide messenger RNA. RefSeq lists its product as uncharacterized. Bases 1 to 672 code for a protein of 223 amino acids. The transcript is spliced from 8 exons. The record is from RefSeq and is a predicted model, not a curated record. Lineage: Eukaryota; Metazoa; Chordata; Aves; Passeriformes; Passeridae.
AUGGAGCAGGCUGAGCAGGAUGUCAGCGUGCGAGCAGCCCUGGGCCUCCAGCAGGCAGCAGUGUUUGCAGGGCCAGGAGAAAGCUGGCUGGACAGCAGCAAGGACCCCCUACAGCUCCUCUUGGCUGGGAAGGAGCCCCAGGAGAAGGUGCUGGAGUUGGCAAGGCCCCAGCUGGCCCUGGUUCCCCUUGGCUACAGCGUGUCCCUGCUGCUGUGGGACCCCCACGGCCCUGAGACACAGCUGCCCUUCCAGAGUGUCAUCUGGCAGGUGAUUGACACCGUCUUCCAGGAACUGGAGGCCUUGGGGGAUGCCACACAGAGCCUGCAGAUGGUCAGCCUGGUCCAGGUCAGCAGCCACAACAAAGCCUGGGACCUGCUCUGUCCCGACGGCCGAGCCCUGCAGGUGAUGGAUGUGGCACCCCUGGGCCUGAUGGUGGAAGAGGCAACAGAAGUGGCCGUGCCCGAUGCCCAGGCUGCCAUCAGUGCCUAUGCCAGGGGGCUGGGUGCCAUCCCAGCGUUGUUCCAGGGGGAGUGCAGGGAACCUGGAGCUGUCUGCCUGCCCUGGAUCGUGGAGCGGCUGCUGGAGGGGAACAGCCUGACCUUCCUGCUGCUGUGUGUGUCACUGCCAGGUAGCCUCUGGGACUGGGACGCACUCUGGGUGCCCCCUCCCUGAGGAUUCCCCCCAUCCUGCCCCACAGCUGGCACUCGGUGCCUGGCUGCUGCCCGGGGACACCUGCAGUCAUUGGAAGCUGGACACAGCUCCACUCAUCUCCAUCGCACUGGGACCCCUGUGCUGGGGGCCCCCCAUGGCCCCUGCCCAGGGCUCGCUGCUCUCCCAGACACGUCCAGAGAGGAGUUCCUGGGAGCUCUGGGACUGGCUGAGAGGGUGAAGGGGCUGGCCAAGACCAUCACUGCCACAGUCUGGGACCCUGAGGAGGAGAUUGCAGCACGCCGCAGGGAGAUGCGAGGGCUGCGGAUGGAGCUGCUGGCUGGGUUGGGCUGCCCUGAGCAGAGGAGAGCUGUGGCCCAGCUGCAGAGAGCCC